AUGGCUCCCUCAGCUCCCGGGACGGCCAGCAACUCGCCGGCCAAGAAGACUUCUGCCCCCGAGAAGAAGUACAAGUGCCAAUUUUGCAAUCGCGCUUUCAGCCGUAGUGAACAUCGCAGCAGACAUGAACGGUCCCACACGAAAGAACGGCCCUUCAAGUGUUUGAAAUGUCGGAGUACCUUUGUGCGCCGUGACCUUCUCUUGCGCCAUGACCGUACCGUGCACGCCAAAGAUGGCGGCAUCCCCUUGGUUGCGGAAGGUCGCAGACGUGGUGGAAACGGAGGCGUGCAGAAGCCCUCCUCGUCAGCCCCCUCCAAGCCCUCAAUCACGAUCGACCCGGCGACGCUGGAACAGAUCGAGGCAAGCAGUGAUGGUAUGGUCGAUCUUGAAACUGCAGCCAUGUUGAUGACAGAUUUCCAACAUAAGGCUGCAGCAGCAGUGACUGGUCAGGUUUCCGAGCGCUCCGAGUCCCUUUCGCCUGGGCGUGGUUCCUUCGAUCCGUACCUGUCGGGCAACGCCACUCUGCCCCAGAUGCCUUGGGAUACCCUCAUCUCCCCCGCAGAAACCGGUUCGAUGCCCACUCUGAUCGACCGUCACGGCCCCGUUGGAGACGUUCUCAUGUCCCACUCGCUGCCUAUGUCUGGAAACUCUACCCCUAAUGCCCUGUCCCCGUAUCCCUCCAUGACAGGCCCCGUCAGCCCCGUGAACUACCGCCGUUCUCCUGGACCCAGCCAAGCUUUGACCCUCCCCAAGGCCCCUCAAAUCGCUGACGAGAUGGAGCGCAGUUUGGUUGUGGAGCGUGUGCAGAGUGCGGACACCCUCGGUGCCUUGCCUGAUAACUUCCAGAUCCCAGCCACGGCCGCUCUGAACCGGUACCUGUCAACUUACUUCAACUUGUACCACCCCCAUCUGCCGUUCCUCCACCAGCAGUCCUUCAAGCCUACCUCGGCUCCAACCCCCCUGCUCCUUGCUGUCCUGUCAAUCGGUGCUCUGUACACCUUUGAGCGGGACCAUGCUUUUAUGCUGCACGUCGGUUCCAAGGUUCUUGUCAACCAAUUCCUGCAACACAAGGAGAACUUCGACUCGCGUAAGUGCCCUCUGUGGCUGAUGCAGAGCACUCUGCUCAACAUGGUCUUUGAGAGCUGGAGUGGUGACCCCAAGGGUCUCGAGUGGACUUGCUCCAUCAAGAGUCUUUUGGCCAACAUGGUCGCUGGCAACCGGUACCAGCUCAAGCUGCGCACCGAGGCUCGCCAGACCGUUUAUCCUUCGCGCGAAGAGUGGAUUGAGGACGAGUCUUGCCGCCGUACCUACUUUGCCGUGUACAUCUUCUUCGGCAUGCUCACUCUGACGUUCAACCACACUCCUGCGAUGAGCUUCGACGAGUUUGACAACCUGGAGCUGCCUUCAUCUGAGUCCCUCUGGAACUCGGAUGCCACGGACGAUGAGACCUGGCGCCGCAACAUUACCGCGGCCAGUUCGAUGACCGUCCGUGAGGCUCACGACUUCCUAUUCCAGGGCGAGCAGACUCGCUACAGUGCUUUCGCUACCCGUGUCUUGAUCAAUGCCCUGUUCCUCCAGGUGUGGAACCACAAGCGUAGCUUCGAGGCUCUGCAGGAUGUGGUCACCGAGUACAAGCUUCGCUUGGCUCUGGAAACCUGGGAGAGCUCCCUUGACGUUUGCGAGCCCGAGACCAUCGUUGUCCCGCUCAGCACUCCUCAGAAGGGUCACCCCCUGAUCUUCAACUCGAUGGCGGUCUACCGCAACACUCGUGCCCGCCUGGAAGUCGACCUCAAGUCCAUCCAGGAGGCCAUGCGUUACCACUCUUCUUAUGAGGUGGCUGCUGCUAUGACCGUCGCCCGUGAGAAGGUCAAGCGCUCGCAGGAGAUGAACAAGGUUGUCCAGCAAUGCUUCGAGUGUAUCGAGAUUGCCGCCAUUCAGGGCAUCAACUGGGUUGCCAAGACCUCGGCCACCAACUGGAGUGUCGAGCACCCGCUCUGCGGCCUGGAUCUGAUGGUCAUCCUGAGUCUCUGGCUCUACCGCCUGGAACAUGACGACGAGCCGGCGACUGAGGCCGAACUGGCCAUCUAUAACAAGGUGCGGAAUCUGUUUGAUGAUGACGCCAUCGAUGCCUUUGGUAAACUCAGCUCCACCGUCGCCCGUGUUUGGGGUAACAUCCUUGACGGCGUAGUUGUCUGGGGAAUUACCAAGCUGAUGGGCGAGUCAUUCAAGCUGCACUCCCAGGCUCUUGUCGGCUAUGAAGAUUCUCUGCGUGUCGCAAAGGAUCAGCCGAUUCACGCGGUGCCAACUAAGUCGCUCGCCAGCGUCGGCACCGCCUAUUAA
Molecule: messenger RNA, 2340 nt
Organism: Penicillium cataractarum
Lineage: Eukaryota; Fungi; Ascomycota; Eurotiomycetes; Eurotiales; Aspergillaceae
Product: C2H2-type zinc finger protein
Exons: 3
Coding region: 1-2340 (779 amino acids)
Biological process (GO): DNA-templated transcription; regulation of transcription by RNA polymerase II
Cellular component (GO): chromatin
Molecular function (GO): RNA polymerase II cis-regulatory region sequence-specific DNA binding; zinc ion binding; DNA-binding transcription factor activity, RNA polymerase II-specific
Source: RefSeq, a predicted model, not a curated record